AUGACGGUGUCACGAAGAGGAAGUCUCAGUAAGAACACUUUCAAUUUAUGGCAAAAAACAGCAAGAACGCUGCCUGCCUUGAGGUCUCCAGCACCAGUCGCCACUGCGGAGAGCAUGAUCCGGCUGUUCCAGUCUCUCACACUUGUCUUCUGCCUUGCUCCAGGGAACAUAGUUUCACAGAACGGCUCAACCACUUUAAUGGUGGAUGGGAUUCUGGAGGAGUCGGUAACUCUUCCCCUGAAGAUUCCUGCAAGAGAGGAGAUCAACUCCAUCACCUGGCUUCACAACGGAACAUCUAUCAUCUUCAUACAGCCAAAUGAAAAACGAAUCAUGGUGACUGCUCCAAAACGGAAAGAUAGACUGAAGGUCAUGCAGUUCUCCUCCUUGCAGCUCAGCAACCUGACGAUGGCAGACGCAGGAUCUUACUGCGCCCAGAUAGUCACGAAUACCUCAGUGUUUUCCAGUUACACCCUGAGGAUCUUCACACGACUGAGGAACUUACAAGUUGCCAGUCACGCUCAACUGUCAAGGAAUGGGACUUGUGAGAUCCACCUGACCUGCACUGUGGAGAAUCCAAAUGACAACGUCUUAUUCAAGUGGCGGAUCUCAGGAAACACAUCUCUAAAUGAAACAAACCUCACUAUCUCCUGGGACCCCAAGAAUUCCAGUGAACAGAACUACACCUGCAUAGCUGAGAAUCUUGUCAGCAAUUUAUCGUUUUCUGUCUCUGCUCAGAGUCUAUGCGAAGGUUUUUUUAGUGAGAAAAAUCAACCUCUGGAUACCAAAUGGAUUAUACUUGUAAUUUUGAUUCCUUUGGCAUGCAUAGUCAUCCCUGUGUACUUAUUUGUUCGGAAGAAAAAAACAGGUUUCUUUAAUUCCUCUACUCAGCAAGCCCAGAGUGCUGCAGAGACCAGGACAAACUUAGAGUACGAUUCAGUCUCUCCAGGGAACACUGUGUAUGCUCAGGUCACCACUCAUCCAACCAGGAAAACGAAAAUCUCAACACCUACAGAAAACAAAGAGUCCUCCACAAUUUACUCCACAAUUCAACAGCCCGAAGAGAGUAAACCCCUUUCUUCCAGAUCAACUGCCCUUAAUGAUGUCGUCUAAGUGGCGGAAAGGUCUCAAAGGAAUUCAGGAAUGACAUAUCUUCUCCUGUUCCUAUGGGAGAUAACAGAGCUUGGUUUCUGCCUGGCAGAAGAAUUUGAACAUCUAGGAUUAUCAGUUUCAGUCAUUCAUAUUUGAACCUGCUUACCUAGGUCAAACAUCUAAGGAACAACAUCAUUUCCAUCAUGUGAUCCAAAUAACAUUUUCUAAUCUGCUCCAGGCCAAAAUACGCUUCAAAUAACAUGCCUGGAUAUUGACUUUCUUUUUGGUAACUAAGCAAAUGGAGUUAUGAUUGACAGAGAGUUUAUAAUCCAGAAGACACCACUUCUCUCCUUUCAGAAAGCAGCAGGAUUGUGACUCACUGAGAAAGAGUAGAGUGUGUUGGUUAUGUGUGAUGUCUCUGGAGUUGGAUGGGUCCGUGCUUAAUUCUCAUACAUCGUUUACUAGACACACCUCCUGGGACCUACCUAACCACGUGGAGCUUUGGUUUCCUAGGCUGAAAAAGGAGGCUGGUAAUACAUCAGCCAUGUUGCGCGAACCAGGAACCCAUGUUAUUCCUGACUUCAGCUUUGCUGUCCCCAGGCCCUUUGGAGUCAAUCUCCAAAUAAAUAUCUUUGACCUAUCCACUUCUCUCCAAAUCUUGAACCACAAUCCUAUAUCCAACUAUCAUCAUCUCUAACCUGGAAUGCUGCAACACAGUCCAAACAACUCUCUCCAACUUUUGCUCUUGUUUCCCUCCCAUCCAUUCUCCACAAGACAGCCAGAGUAAUUUUUUUUUUCCUGAGGAAGAUUCAUCCUGAGCUGACAUCUGUUGCCAAUCCUCCUUUUUUUGCUUGAGGAAGGUUCACCCUGAGCUAACAUCUGUGCCAAUCUUCCUCUAUUUUGUAUGUGGGUCGCAGCCACAGCAUGGCUGGUGAGUGGUUUAUGUCCGCGCCCAGGAAACGAACCUGAGAACCAAGGCCACCGAAGCAGAGCACACCGAACUUAACCACUAGGCCGUGGGGCCGGCCCCCCAGUGUUGUAUUUUUAAUAUAUAUCAGAUCUUUCACUUGUCUGCUUAAAACCCUGCAAGACUUCCCAGUGCACUCAGAACGAAACAGUCUCCUUGGCCCUGGAUGAUCUGGCCCAUCUCCAGCCUCAGCUAUUAUCGCUCUCCCCCAACUCUCUCUAUUUAGCCUCCCUGAUCUUCUUUCAGCUCUUCUAUUAGAGAAAAGAGUUCUCUAUGUUACAGUUAUUUACAUCUGCCUCAAGGCCCUUCCUCUGCCUGCCUGGCUCCUGCUUAUUCUUUAGGUCUCAGCUUACGUAUGUCACCUUCUAAGACAGACCUUCUCAGACCACUCUAUCUGAAGUGGAUCCCCCUAUUGUUCUGUUACAUCUUCCAUGUCAUUUAUCACGUCAUUAAAUAUUUAUUUUUAUUUGUUUAAUUCUGUUUCUCCUACUAUACUGUAAGCUUUCCAGGAGCAGGAACCAUGAUGAUUUUGUUUAUCACUGUAUCCCUAGCACCUGGCACAGUAUCAAGCAUGUAACAAAUGUUCAAUAAAUAUUUUUUAAUAGUAAAUGAAUAUGUAAUGGAGUUUUGUAGAAUUAAA
Messenger RNA from Diceros bicornis minor, 2696 nucleotides. RefSeq names its product SLAM family member 6 (gene SLAMF6). Gene Ontology annotation, biological process: T-helper 17 cell lineage commitment; positive regulation of type II interferon production; T cell activation. Gene Ontology annotation, cellular component: external side of plasma membrane. The transcript has 9 exons. Lineage: Eukaryota; Metazoa; Chordata; Mammalia; Perissodactyla; Rhinocerotidae. The record is from RefSeq and is a predicted model, not a curated record. Bases 1 to 1110 code for a protein of 369 amino acids.